GGCCGGAACCGGAGCGCCGCCGCCCCCUGCACAUGCGCGGUGCGGCGCCCGCCCGUAGGCCCGGGCCUCCCUUCAGCCCGGGCCCGGGACGCCCGGCCUCGGCGGCUGCCGCCCGACGAAAGACCAUGGGCAGGACGAUGUGCCCUACUUUGGAUACCCCUGCGUUGAAUGCCUGAGGAGCUCCGGCGGAUCCUGAGCCAUGUCGCAGAUGUUGCACAUAGAGAUUCCCAACUUUGGGAACACCGUGCUGGGCUGCCUGAACGAGCAGCGCCUGCUGGGGCUGUACUGCGAUGUCUCCAUCGUGGUGAAGGGCCAGGCCUUCAAGGCGCACCGUGCCGUGCUGGCUGCCAGCAGCCUCUACUUCCGAGACUUGUUCAGUGGGAACAGCAAAAACGCCUUUGAGCUGCCGGGGACGGUGCCCCCUGCUUGCUUCCAGCAGAUCCUCUCCUUUUGCUACACCGGCAAGCUCACCAUGGCGGCCAGCGAGCAGCUGGUGGUGAUGUACACGGCGGGCUUCCUGCAGAUCCAGCACAUCGUGGAGAAGGGGACAGACUUGAUGUUCAAGGUGAGCUCGCCCCACUGUGACUCUCAGACCGCCAUGAUCGAAGACCCCUCCUCAGAGCCGCAGAGCCCCUGCAACCAGCUGCAGUCGGCCUCGGCGCCCUACGUCAUGUCCCCCUCCAUGCCCAUCCCGCUCCUCACCCGCGUCAAGCACGAGAGCCUGGAGCUGCCGCCGGCCGCCGUGCCGGGCCUACCCGCCAAGCGGCCCCUGGAGCCGGGCGUGCGCGAUGGCCCCGCAGGAGCAGGCCCUGCUGCCGGCCCGCUGAAGCUGUCGCGUGUCUCCUACUACGGGGUGCCCAACCUGGCCUCCCUCCUGCCUACCGUGCAGCAGGUGCAGUACUCGCAGGGGGAGCGCACCAGCCCCGGCGCCAGCAGCAUUCCCACCACCGACAGCCCCACGUCCUACCACAACGAGGAGGAUGAGGAGGACGACGAGGCGUACGACACCAUGGUGGAGGAGCAGUACGGGCAGAUGUACAUCAAGUCCUCGGGAGGCUAUUCUGUUGCACAAGAAAAGCCGGAGCAGAUCCCGCUGGAGAACCGCUCCUGUGUCCUCAUCCGCCGGGAUCUGGUUGCCCUCCCAGCCAGUCUCAUCAGCCAGAUCGGGUACCGCUGCCACCCAAAGCUCUACUCCGAGGGGGACCCUGGGGAGAAGCUGGAGCUCGUCGCAGGCUCAGGUGUUUACAUCACACGGGGGCAGCUGAUGAAUUGCCACUUAUGUGCCGGUGUCAAACACAAAGUGCUCCUCAGACGUCUCCUGGCCACGUUCUUUGAUCGGAACACCCUUGCCAACAGCUGCGGUACCGGAAUCCGCUCCUCCACGAGCGACCCCAGCAGGAAGCCUCUGGACAGCAGAGUCCUGAACGCCGUGAAACUGUAUUGUCAGAAUUUUGCCCCAAGCUUUAAGGAAAGCGAGAUGAAUGUCAUAGCAGCUGAUAUGUGCACCAACGCCCGCCGGGUCCGCAAGCGUUGGCUCCCGAAGAUCAAAUCCAUGCUGCCUGAGGGGAUGGAGAUGUACCGCACCGUGAUGGGCUCCACCACAAACAGCGUCCCUCUGGAUCCCGAAUUCCAGCCCAGCUCCGCUCAGGUCUUUGAGCAGCAAAUCUAUGCAGAAAGGAGGAGCGAUUCAGGAACUAUAGUAGCAUUGAGAACUAACACAGUGAGCGUCGAUCUGAGCAAUGGAUCCAGCCAGUCCUUCGAACAGAGCGAGGAUGCCGAGGGCGCCGGCUCUGUCAUACAGGAGGCUGCUGCCACGGAUGCCAUGGCAUCGGAUACCCAAAGCACUCCCCAACCUUUUGAACAGGGCUCGGGCCCCUCCAGCCGGCCCGAAACUCCGGUGAGAAGACAGGAUGGCACUUACGGAGGGACUUUAUAGAGAGAGCAAACGUUUUGUGACCUAUAAGGGAUCUGUAAUACUAAAGCUGCUUGCAUGCAUUACUAAUACAAAACAAAAAUGUGAUCAAGCCACUUACCUACUGAACUGCUACUGUUGCCUGAAAAAAAUGUGAUUUUUAUUCUGCUUGUAUUUAAAAUUUAUGAAGGAAAUAAUCGCAUUCGUUAUACUGUAAACGAUAGGUCUGUGGCGACCUACUUAAAAAAAGAGAAAACUAUUGGGCUCCUUUUUUUGAUAUUCCUGAGGUUAGUCCAUGCGAUUGUAGCUUUUUUUUUCUUUUUUUUUCUUUUUUCUUUUUCUUUUUCUUUUUUCCUUUUCUUUUUUUUUUUUUUUUUAAGAAGGGGAGGAGAAAAGCUCGACACCCCCCCCAUCACCACCCAUCCAUUCCUCAGCUCAGAAGUAAAGCCAUCGCUCACCUGGUCCUCGGCAGCGAGUUGUGCGUCGUGGAGCGCUGGGGUUGUGGGCUGCUGGGGUGCGUGGCGCAGGGUGGGGGAAGCUGCUCCAUGCUUCUGUUGGUGGAAGGUCAGGGGGAUGCAGGAUGUGUGAUGAGGGAUGCAGGACGUGGCUGUUCCUUUUAGUGCCCCUCUCGGUGCCCCUGGGCGCUGGGUUGGUUCCUCUCCCCCUCCUGCUCUGAGCUGCUCCGCUGCGUUGGGUUCUCCUUGCCCCUGCGCCCGCUCCCUACGGCUGAAGUGGGUUGGGUGCACGAAGGCUGUUUUAUUUUUUGUUCUUUUUUUUUCCUUUUUUUAAAGCAAAGAGCUUUGUGGCCCUCUUUGGGCUUUGGCUCAUCCUGCUGGGAAGCCCUCACACCCGGCUGCCCAUCUCAGGCUGCUGUCCCCGGGCACAGCAGUGGAGCUGCCGUGGGUUCGGCUCAGCAGGAGGCGGUCAGCUCAGGGCAGGGGAUGGAUGUGUGCAGUGCUGGGGGUGGGGCAGCCCUGGCAUUGCUGAGGAUGGCUGCUUUUGCUUUUGUUUUUAAUUUUUACUGUGACAGAAGGGCCUGCGUUAAGGUACUUAGGGUGUGUUCUGCAACAGGUCCGGGUCUCUGGAUGAGUGCACCACAGGCGGUCCCUUUGGGCUCCCAGGGCCCUUUCUUUCUUUCCCAUUUUGGUUCCUGAAUCCAGGCAGCGCUUUGCUCAGGGUUUCUUUCCGUCUCUGUGUUGAAAUUCGGGAAGGGGAGGGGCGAGAGGCUGACCCAGCCUUUGGCCACGCGUUUUGUUUUCUUUGAUACUUGAAGCUGUUUUUUGGCACCGUGAUAUGAAGCUGUCCGGCGCUUGGCGCGUUCUGCUGUUCUUUGCCCUGAGACCAAGAAACGCCGGGCUCCUCCCUGCCCCCCACACUGGACAGCACACGGGGCAGCCCCUGCCCCAGCCCCAGUGGCGAUGGCUGUGACAUGGGGGGCACAGGACUGCCACUGCCCCGGCCCCAUUUGCACUUUACCCACAUCCACCAACACCCGCUCCUCCCGCCGCAUGGUGCUGCCCCAGCCCAGCACGGCGCUGUGAUUCGGGCUUCCCUUCCCACCCUCCCCAUGGAGCUGAGGGUCCCACAGCCCAGGGGUGCCCCGCUGACCUCCGAGGUCCCCCCCAGCGAUGCUGGCUGCCCAGUGAGGGGCUGAGCAUCCCCGCUCUGCACCUGUGGGGAGCACUGCGGGGCGUCCUCCUCCUCACCCCUUUGGAUGGGGCUGCGUGGGCUCCCUGCUGGCGUGAGGGGCCCCGAGCAAAGCGCUCCCAGACAGCACCAGGGACAGCAGCAGCAGUACUUGAAUGGCUUAGGGCAGAGAGUCUGAAGAGAGUCGAGUUGCACAGUGAAAAUAUAUAUUUUUAUACCUAGCACAACUUCCUGUAUAUUUUUGGGGUUCUUUCUUUCCUUUUCUUUUAUUGUUUUUUCCUUUUUUUUUUUUUUUUUGGUUCUUCUUCUUUCAUUUGGAUUCGUUUUAUUACUUCUUAUUACUAGGAAGGCAAACUUCUAAAAUGUGAAGGGCGUUGGGUUUCUCCUUAUCUGGUAGAUGAGGGCAAGCAUUUUGCACUAAUGUUUCCUGUGUGUGGAGGAUUAAUGAUAUGUUUGAAGAUGUUAUAUGGAUAAUGAUUGUAUUCUUCCGACAAACACAACCAAGUUACCCCUUUGAAAUACUGAAUGUAACGCGAGAACAGAGCAGUCCAUCGAUUGUAUGCGGCUUUCCUGAGUGCCUUAGAAUUUUUUGAUCUUUUUUGUUCCUUCUUCUUCUUUUUCUUUUUCUUUUUUCCCAAGGAAAACAGAUGGAGAGAAUCAGAUCAUAACCAACUCCUUCCUCCUCUUUGUUUACGACACUAUUUUAAAUUAUAGAAUUCGGGGCUGCUUUAUAAUGUGAAUAGGAAACUGCAUUCAUCUAGGUCUGAUAGUGUAAAAUCAGAGCAUCAGUAUUUAUGGUAUGUCUGCACCUUUAUUCCUAUGCUUGACUAUUAGCAAUAUUACAUGUAUAUUAUAUAUCUAAAGUUAUACCAAGCACCUUUAAAGAAAUCAGAGCGCGUGCUCCGUGCAGUCCCCAUAUCCCCAUACCCACAUCCUUACAUCCCCAUACCCCUGCAUCCCUAUAUCCUGACAUCCCUACAUCCCUAUAUCACCACAUCCCUACACCCCUAUAUUGCCAUACCUCCACCUCCCUGUAUCCUCAUAUCCCCACAUCUCCAUAUCUCCAUAUCCCCGCAUCCCCACAUCCCCAUAUCUCCUUAUCCCCACACCCCAUUUCCCAGCUCCCAGCAGAGGAGGGCUGUAGGACCCUCCUCCUCCCAUCCGUGUCCCAGCAGCAUUGGGUUGCCAUGCCCAUCUUGCUGUGGGGCGCACGUGGGCUGGUGGCCACACGGAGCCACCGGAGCAGGGACUGAUGCCUUUCCCGGUCGUUUUCCUGCUAAGCUUUUGUUGGGAUUGCUUAUAUUUACAGAAAUAACUUGCUGUGAGCGGAGAAGGGUGUAUGGCCCAUUAACCAACCGAAAACCCAGAGCCUCCGCCGGCUGUAAAUCCUGAACACAGCGCGGAGAGCUCACGGCCGUCUGGGGCUCCAACUGCUGUUUCGAAGUGUUCCUGCUGUAUAGAUGUGUCACGUUGUCAGCCCAGGGCUCGGGGCUGCCCCAAAGCCGGGGCUGUCGGAGCUCCGCGCACCGAGCGGGCACUGCCAUGAGUUUCUUCCACUGUUAUAGAAGCGUUUUGCACACGACGGUUGGUUUUUAUGUUUAAAAAAAAAAAAAAAAAGAAAGAAAGAAAGAAAAAGAAAUAAUAAUAAAAAAUAAUAAUAAAAAAAUAAUAAAUAUAUAUAUAUAUUAAAAAAAAACAAAAAACAAAAACAAAAACAAAAGCCAAACCUCGCAAUACUAUUUUUAGCAGACAGAAUAAAUAAGCGAACAAAUACGGAAUUAAAGGAACGAAUAACCGGGUGGAAAAACGACCCCGUCGGGGAGGUUCUGAGCCGUCCUUCGGGGCGGAGGGCGUCGGGUUGGGACGGAGCUUUGAGCCUUCGGGUGCUUUGGGGGAAGGCAAAGCGAAGGGCUGAGCGGUGCCGUUGUGUGGGAGCGGCUCCGGCGCUGUGCGCAGUACUGUGACUCCACGACUGUUAUCCCUCUGUGUGCUGUAGGAGCGCCCCGCAGCACCUCUGGGCUCUGCAUCUCAGCCACGGACGAUGCUCGCUUCGUUUUGUUUUUUACUUUGAUCGCGCAUUAUUCACUGGUAUUUAUGUGCUCUUUACUCUGUGUAGUUAUGACUGUUAUUUUGUAGCCACGGCUGAUGCCAUAUAGAGGUAACUAAAACGAGAAAUAAAAGGUUAAGGACACCCCCACCCCACCCCCCCGCCCCCCCCCAUUGGAACUGUGCUCACAGCUGUUUUCAGACGACGGAAAAUCCAUUUAGGAGGAACGAAUUCGCGGCCGGUGCGGCCAUUCAUUGUACGACGCUUUGUAAAGUUCACAUUUACAGAAUAAUAAAGGAGAUGAUGAUUGCA
Gallus gallus (chicken) is the source of this 5918-nucleotide messenger RNA. It is a transcript of the gene NACC2, whose product is annotated as NACC family member 2. The transcript is spliced from 6 exons. Gene Ontology annotation, biological process: regulation of transcription by RNA polymerase II. Gene Ontology annotation, molecular function: RNA polymerase II cis-regulatory region sequence-specific DNA binding; protein binding; DNA-binding transcription factor activity, RNA polymerase II-specific. The coding region runs from base 200 to 1936 and encodes 578 amino acids. The record is from RefSeq and is marked provisional. Lineage: Eukaryota; Metazoa; Chordata; Aves; Galliformes; Phasianidae.